AUGUACAAAUUUGAUGUCCGAAUGCGAAAAAAAGAUCUAUACAGAGUGAAUUCUGAAGCGGUGAUCGAGAUUGAUCCAGAAUUAUCGAUCAGAGAAAAACCACGUAGCGCACAAUAUUUACUGAUGCCACUCGGGUUCCCGGCAAAAAUUCAUCCCAGUAAUUGGGCAAAAAGUCGUUCCCUUACAAACUUAACUGGAACGCAGAUCACUGUCAAGAAACAGUUGAUCAAACCUCCGUCAAAAGCUAAAGUUGAGUACUCAGCAAUAGUUGAGAAAACUUAUCAGAAAAGGCGAUCAGCCACAGCACUACUACAAAGUAGCAUAAGGCAAAUAAAAGAGGCAAGAGAAAACCUCCAAGAAUUAUAUAAAGAGGUUAGAGACGAGUAUAAAAACUGCAAAAGCAAGUCCGAAAGGAAGGAUUUGAUGAUUGAAAUUGAACAAAUAGAAGAAGAAUCUCAGCUACAAUCUGCGAUAGCUGAAGCAAACGACCUAACGUUUAUGCUAACAGCGCGCCUUGAUGAAACAAAAAAUAUGCGCGAAAAUAUGGAAAUCAAACUGGGAUACAUGUCCCUAAAGCUCCAAAGAGACAAUAACGUCAAGAAUGAAGUAAACGAAGAAGGGGAUGGUGGAAUUGAUAAUACAAACGAAAAUUGUGUGAGAGACAUCACAAUGCCAUCUUGCUCGCAAGACACAUCAAAUUCAGCACCCACAUGCAAUAGUGGCACAGCCAAAAGGACGCUGAGGUCAAUAAAACCUCCACAAGCCACACUACCAAAAUUUUACGGGAAUUCUGAUGACUUCCCAAAACACUGGGCCAUUUUUGAAGCCCUUGUCCAUAACAGUGAUGAACUGGACAUUAUGGAAAAGAUACUCCUACUCAAAGAAAGUUUAAAGGAACAACUCUGUCUACCCAAGAACACGACCGAAAUCUGCACCAUUCCCGGAAUUGGCGGCCAUAUCCAGUGCUUCGAAAGCCAUAAGACCAAAUCAAUCAUAACAAACGGAUUUCCUCCAGUGAAAUUGAACGCAGAAGAUAUUGAGUUCUUGAAGACAAACACUAUCUGUCUAGAAAAUUCAAAGCUUUGUGGUGAGCAUCAAAGUCCACACAUUCUCGUUGGACUGGACUACUACCACGAUUUAUUUACGGAUCCAGCAAACGGAGUCCGAACACCAUCUGGUUUCCAUAUAGCAAAAACGGUUUUUGGACCCACAAUUUAUGGUCGAGAAAUCAGCAAAGUAAGUGGAACCGCUAACACAGUAUGUCACAGUCUGACAAGAAUUUCCGAAAACACGGAACAAGAACUCUUACAGAAAAUAUUUGAGUUGGACGGCCUCGGUAUCAUGCCGGAAGGAACCCAGAGGGACGAAAAUGUUCAAAGAUAUUUCGAGGAAUACUCGAAAUUGAUCUCAUUUGAAAACAACAUCAUCACAGCUCCAUUUCCGCUGAAAGAGAAUGUAAUCCAAGUGGAAAAUAACUACUCAGUAGCUAUAAGAAGGAUAGAAUCUUUACAAAACAUCCUCUUAUGUAAUUUUGAACAAAAGCAGUGGUACUGCGAUCUUGUGAACAAAUAUGUCAGUGAAGGGAUCGUAGAGACCUUCGACACAGCAGACCACGAUGCGGCUGGAAUAUAUUACAUGCCACAUACAGGGGUAUGGAAACCACAGAAAAAGGUCCCUUUAAGGAUAGUCUUUGACGCUUCGUCUAAACGAAGAGGCCACCUCAACUUGAACGACGUCAUUCGAAAAGGGGAAUCCUUCGCUAACAGAAUACACGACAUUCUUACCUCCUCAAGGUUCAAGAAGAUCGUCUUAAUGUGUGAUAUUGAGUCUGCCUUCACACAAAUUCGAUUGAUAGACGCACACAAGGAUCUAUGCAGAUUCUUGUGGCUUCGGAAUGUCAAUCACCCACCAACAAAAGACAACGUCGUCGAAUACAGAUUUAGAAGGUUGCCUUUUGGCGUUACAGCUUGUCCGAGCAUACUAAACAUGGCGAUUCUGUCCUACUUGGAAUCCCAGAGCUUGGAACUAUCCACAGAAAUUGCCAAAAAUUUGUAUGUGGAUAAUAUACUUUUGCAAGCAGAAUCGGUUCCUGAAGCAGUAAGAAGGUACAAGGAACCAAAGCAUCUCUUCAGCAAGACAGGAAUGAACCUACGCGAGUAUAUUUCAAAUUCUGAAGAAGUAAAUUCAAGGAUUAAAUAUUCUGACAAACUCCAAUCUGGAUCAAUGAAAAUACUAGGAGUUGAUUACAAUACUAUGACAGACAACUUUACUGUGAGAACAAAGUUUGUUUACAAUAAAAAGUUGACUAAGAGAGAUGUCGUGAGCCAAAUUAAUUCGAUUUAUGACCCAAUGGGUCUCAGAGAACCGCUCAUUGUUAAACUGAAGUCCACGAUGCGAGAAAUCUUCGAUUCAGAAGUGGACUGA
Necator americanus (New World hookworm) is the source of this 2424-nucleotide messenger RNA. RefSeq lists its product as uncharacterized. The record is from RefSeq and is a predicted model, not a curated record. The transcript has 5 exons. Lineage: Eukaryota; Metazoa; Nematoda; Chromadorea; Rhabditida; Ancylostomatidae. Bases 1 to 2424 code for a protein of 807 amino acids.